Molecule: messenger RNA, 948 nt
Organism: Apiotrichum porosum
Lineage: Eukaryota; Fungi; Basidiomycota; Tremellomycetes; Trichosporonales; Trichosporonaceae
Exons: 7
Coding region: 1-948 (315 amino acids)
Biological process (GO): protein sumoylation; double-strand break repair via homologous recombination
Cellular component (GO): Smc5-Smc6 complex; nucleus
Molecular function (GO): SUMO ligase activity; zinc ion binding
Source: RefSeq, a predicted model, not a curated record
AUGUCGCGCAGCAACGCAGCGGCAUCCUCUUCAAGGAGACAGACGAACGGCACGCAGCAGCAUUCUGACGACGAAGCGGAGCGCCAGGUCAAACCCACUUUGGACGAUGAGGACGACGACGAGGAUGACGACCCUCGUUCGCACUGGUCCCGCGCGACAUUCGAAGACGUGCCAAUGAGCAAGGCCGCGUCUAUCAAGGUGCUGCGUGAGAUUCAGGACAAGUUUAACCAAGUGGCCGACAACCUCAGCAAAGGUGUCGACUUGGCCCUGGAGACGGGCAAGGCGCUGGAGGAAGCGAGCCCCGAUGACGAGUUGAUAGAGGAAGUCGAGAAGAACCUGUGGACCAUUCUGGAGCAGAAGGAGGUACUCGAAAUCCAGAAGGGCGUGAUCGACGAGGUUAUCAACGAGUUGACGAACCACGGCGAAAUGGUCGGCGUGGAAGCAUUGUACCACACGCGUGCUGAGAAGAAGGUCAAUGAGUACACGUCCAAGUCGUUGCGUGCAAAGUUCAAGGAUAACGAAGACUACCGCAACUUCCGCCAAGACAUCUGGGAAGUCAACCACGAUAACGAGGCGUGCCCUCCUCUGUCGCGCUGGCUCCCACGCGGCGACGACGACGAGGAAGGGUCCGACGACGAGAUCGAAAUGGGCCAGACGCUUGUCACCUUCCGUUGUCCCAUCACGCUGCACUACUUCGAGGACGCGUGCGUCAGCACCCUGUGCAACCACCACUACUCGUACGCGGCCAUUAUCAUGCACAUUGAGCAGGCCUCGCGUUCUCGCAACGUCGGUGCCAAAUGCCCCGUGGCUGGCUGCAACAAGGUUCUCACCAAGGCGGACAUCAAGCGUGACCCCGACAUGCAGCGUCGUACCGACGCGCGCCAGAAGAAGACGCAGCAGAGGGAAGAGGACAGCAUCGCCAAUGAGUCGUACAUCGACAUUGAAUGA